AUGCUCGGAGACGAAUCGGAGUUAAACUUGGGUGUUGUUAGGGAUGUCCUCUCUCUAUGUGGCUAUGAAGUUGAAAGGGCCUUGGAUGCCUUGCUUGAGUUGUCUUCUUCUUCCUCGAGUGAGACGUGGUAUUGCGUGGGACUGCUGGGAGACACUGAUCAGAGUUAUGCAGAAGUUCUUGCCGGUAGCACUUCCGGAGCUCACCGGAGUUCGAGCUCAGAUGACCUCUCUAAGAUAGUGUUGGAAUCUUUGUUCAACAAGUCUAAUAAGAGGAGUCGACCUGAUAAAGAAGAACCGAGAACCAUGAACUCUUGGAAGAAAAGUGCCAAGAAAGUGCAAGACUCUUCGGAAUCCAAGCUCGUUGUUGCCAGAGGAGGUGAAUAUGAUGCAUAUAGAGGGGCUGCAAAGCAGCACUGGGAUUCAGUAACGUCCGACUACCAGAAAGCAGCAAAUGCAUAUUCAAACGGAUCUCGGGCGUAUGCAGGUUAUCUCUCUGAGCAGGCGAAAGUGAAGGCGAAACUGGCAAGAGAGGCGGAUGAGAAGCAUGUCAAGCAAGCAAUGAGGCUUUUGAAAAUCCAGCUUGUGGAUGGGGCUAAUGAGCAAUCGCUAAGGCGCCUCAGGGUUAUCACCGGCCGUGGUGCAGAAAGGUCUGUUCUGAAACAAUCUGUCAUCAGACACGUCCAGAACGAAGGUAUCAAAUGGAGGGAAGAGAAUCCGGGAGCCGUACUGAUCAAGCUAGCUUCACAGAGACAACUUCAGGUUCAUGGAUAG
This is a messenger RNA of Fragaria vesca subsp. vesca, 771 nucleotides long. RefSeq lists its product as uncharacterized. NCBI's taxonomy places the organism in Eukaryota, Viridiplantae, Streptophyta, Magnoliopsida, Rosales, Rosaceae. The record is from RefSeq and is a predicted model, not a curated record. The transcript is spliced from 2 exons. The coding region runs from base 1 to 771 and encodes 256 amino acids.